Molecule: messenger RNA, 1419 nt
Organism: Drosophila willistoni
Lineage: Eukaryota; Metazoa; Arthropoda; Insecta; Diptera; Drosophilidae
Product: glycoprotein-N-acetylgalactosamine 3-beta-galactosyltransferase 1
Exons: 3
Coding region: 76-1398 (440 amino acids)
Cellular component (GO): membrane
Molecular function (GO): N-acetylgalactosaminide beta-1,3-galactosyltransferase activity
Source: RefSeq, a predicted model, not a curated record
GCCAUUUUUUUUUUUUUUUUUAUGGAAUAUCAAGCCAUUUGAGACUUGUAAGACAUAGAUAAAAGAGAAGUGGAAAUGACUAGUUCUAAUACUUUACUAGCAAGAUCUCUGAGCGAAGCACCUCGCUCAAGGAGUCGCUCACUAUUUACUUUACUUUUGGGUCUGGUAGCCGGCUUUUUCUUAUCUCAAUUUGCCUCACACAUAGCCACAACUACAAUUAUAUAUCCACUUGUCCAACAACAUUCGGCGAAACAUGCCCAUUCACAUGCCGAGCUCGCCCUUGACGAGGGACCAGAACAUGAAGUCUUCCAUCACGAACACAAGGAAGAUAACACCACAAUAGCGGAUAAAUUAAAGAAAGAGGUUCGAAUUCUUUGCUGGGUAAUGACCAAUCCGAAGAAUCACAAAUCAAAGGCACGUCAUGUGAAACGAACUUGGGGUAAACGUUGCAAUAUUCUUUUAUUCAUGAGCUCGGCUGAGGAUAGUGAAUUGCCCACCGUCAAGUUGGAUGUUGGCGAAGGACGUGAGAAUCUUUGGCGUAAGGUUAAGGAGGCCUUCAAGUAUGUCUAUAAACAUCAUUAUAAUGACGCCGAUUGGUUCUACAAAGCCGAUGAUGAUACCUAUGCUAUAAUUGAGAACAUGCGAUAUAUGCUGUACCCAUAUAGCCCAGAAACACCAGUUCACUUUGGCUACAAAUUCAGGACUUUUGUUAAGCAGGGAUACAUGUCCGGGGGAGCUGGUUAUGUGCUCAGCCGGGAAGCUCUUCGUCGCUUUGUGGUGGAAGGCAUACCCAAUCCCAAAAUGUGUUUACCCGGCACUGUAGUUAAUGAGGACAUCGAAAUUGGACGUUGCAUGGAGCACUUGAAUGUUACUGCUGGUGAUUCUCGGGACUCUAUGGGCCGUGGACGUAUGUUUCCUUUUAUCCCAGAAAGUCAUCUUAUUCCACCCAAGUAUAAUAAGAAAUAUUGGUACUGGUCCUACCAGUAUUAUAAAAACGAUGAUGGUCUUGACUGUUGCUCAGACUUGGCAAUCUCAUGGCACUAUGUGGCUCCGAAUUUAAUGUAUGUGAUGGACUAUUUAAUCUAUCAUUUGAAACCCUACGGUUUGCUGCGAAAGCCUGAGCCCCUGCCUGCUAAAUUAAAAGUGGGUGAACUAUUACCCGCUCCAAUUGAUCAACCAGCGGCCAGUAAUGAGGACUCCGUCGAUGAUGAGGAUAGGUUGAUUAAAGCUACGACUGUUAAGGGUAAUCACGAACCAGAUGCCAGGGAGUUGAGUUCCAAAGAGGUAGAUUCAGACUCAGAUCAGAAUCAGGAUGAGGAGGAAACGGACUCUCAAGAAAAUGAUGCAUCUGAAAAUAAAGUAUCGAAAGAGGAGAAUUUAAAUAAGGAAAGUAAUUAAUUGAAGCAAAAUGUCUUUUAA